This is a messenger RNA of Entrophospora sp. SA101, 204 nucleotides long. The record is from the annotation of a GenBank genome assembly. Lineage: Eukaryota; Fungi; Glomeromycota; Glomeromycetes; Entrophosporales; Entrophosporaceae.
AUGAAUAACCAAAAUCCGCAAGGUCCACCAUUACUAUCCGGCCCUUUAAGUUCUGCCACACCAAGAGCAAGUGAUAAUGCGCCUAAAAUGUUAUACAAUUGUGCAGAUUGUGGGUCAGAGAAUGAAAUUAAACCAAAAGAACCCUUACGUUGCAAAGAAUGUGGCCAUAGAAUUAUGUAUAAACAACGAACUAAAAGAAGUUAG